This is a messenger RNA of Talaromyces proteolyticus, 2337 nucleotides long. RefSeq lists its product as uncharacterized. Gene Ontology annotation, cellular component: COG complex; Golgi apparatus. Gene Ontology annotation, biological process: intra-Golgi vesicle-mediated transport. The record is from RefSeq and is a predicted model, not a curated record. Bases 1 to 2337 code for a protein of 778 amino acids. The transcript has 2 exons. NCBI's taxonomy places the organism in Eukaryota, Fungi, Ascomycota, Eurotiomycetes, Eurotiales, Trichocomaceae.
AUGGCGACCGAGACGCCGGACCCCCAGAACCUGAAAUCAUGGAAGGACGCAUUUCAGCACCCGAUUCCCACCGUGCGGAAGGUGGAGCAGGAACUGCGACGCGACAUCGCAAGCAACAGAGAGAAGCUCCGGUCUUUGGUUGGGGCACGAUAUCGUGAACUUCUGGAGACGGCCGAGACGAUCGUGGAAAUGAAUACCGAGAACCAAGAGGUUGAGACAAAGCUGGCUGGUCUGGGAUUGCGCUGCAAUGCCGAUUUGAUUGGAAAGAGGCAAGAUUAUCUAGCUGAUGGCAAUAAUGACAAUAACUGCCGGGCACUCGCUGCACAGCUAGCACUGCUUCACCGGUGUACGACCAUUAUUGGGAGACUAUUACGCAAACACAAGCCCUUAUUAUUGGCCUCAAAGUUGGUGAUCAUCUCGAGACAGCUUUAUAAAGCCUUGUCGCAGCAUGCAAACGCUCCGCCAUUUGUGGAAGUUUUGAGUUCUCAGCUUGUCAACUUGCAAAAAACCAUUCGCCGACGAAUCGAGCGAAGACUAGGCUCUGGCAACUCCAGCAUGGAAGAUAUUGUUGACGCCAUGUCUGCAUUUCGUCUCUCCAAUAGUUCAUCGGUGCUGGAUAUAAUAAAUCGGUUUCAUAAUUUCCGAUUGGAUUCUAUUGUGAAGCAACUGGAACACCGCCCCCGAUCUAGAGAAGGGAUCCUGAAAGCGCUCAACCUCUACAUUCAAACUCUCCAAAACACCAAGACCCUUUCCUCCCGUCGAUUGUCCGAUGCGUUGGCAAAGCUUCAAGGUCAGCCUCUAUUGGCUGAUCACGAUAUUCUGAAUCUAGGGGAUCUUGAUCUUGAUAUUUUUGGGCGAUGGGUAACCAAUGACGUUCAAAAUUUUACACCUUGGAUAAAAUCAGACAAUUUUACCAAACAAUCUGCAGAGCAAUUGACCAAGAAAUGGUCCAAGGAAGCGUUUAAUCGCUUCUUAGAGAAGAGCUCUGCAGUUCUGCAGGAUUUUGAUGAUUUUGAGGACGUCCUUUCUUUGCGGAAGGAAACUUUGGAAAUAUGGCUAGCCGCGGCGCCUGCGACGAUAACUCAUUCUUCAGUCAGUGUGCUGGAAGGUAUAAGAGAUAUCUUUAAAAUGCGAUUGAAAUCUAUCAUUCGCAACCAAGCCAAUCAAUUGGUCUCAAUUGGUGAUACGGUCAAAACCCAUAUUGAUCAGUGGGUCAGCGGAGACAUAAACCAGAUGCAGUCUCUUUGGGACUCUAGCAUUACAUCCCUAGAGUACUCAGAUGGGGCAGUGAACUUUAAAAAGGUCGUUGUGAACACAUUUUAUGGACGAGAUUUGAAAAUCAUGGCCACGUUGGAGCUAUAUGACUCGUGGCUAGAACUCAUUGAGCGUUCUAGAAGCUCCAUUGACGACCUACGACAUACUAGAUGGGAAGAUACCCUGGAUGAAGGCGAAGACGACAGUAAACUUGAAAUGAAUCCCAUUGCUCUUUUAAAUGAGGAUGAUCCUCACCUAUUACAGGAGGAACAAGUGAAUACGAUCAAACAGGCGUUCCUAGAGCUCCAAAAGACCUUCCGCGCUGCUGCUGAAGCUUCGGGGGAUUCUGACCAGAGUGGAAAAAGUGCUUUCCUUUUGCGGUUGAUCCGAGAAGUUCGACGGAAUAGCCCAUCUAAGAUAUUAGAAGACGAAAGCUUAGAUUUCGCCCAGGAUACAGUGCCUGUUUUGCAUGAAGUUUUGGUCAACGAAAUUCUUGCCCAUGUACCUCCGUCCAACAUUUUUCCUGUCCCAAAGAAGAAUACAUUACGACUACCUGGUCGUACACUGUGGGAUGGAGCUCCAGAGUUACCCAAUCAGCCACUGCCGUCGACAUUUCGAUAUUUCCGUCGUCUCGUUAUAGCUAUGGAAAAUUUUGGUCCAGAUCUAUGGACCCCGCCUGCGGUGAAAAUUCUCAAGGAGAGGCUGAAUAAAGCGGUCACGGAAUCUCUGUCAAAAAAUUUUGAACGGUUGCAUGACUAUUCUCACGAAAAAAUAGACAAGGAAGAAGACAAUGAAAAGAAAAAUUCUUCUGACGAAGAAUCUACCAAUGGUACAGCCAAAUCCAAUGCGGAUGACUCCAAACCACAGGAUGUUAGGGACUGGAAGAUACAGCUUGCACUGGAUGCGUUCUACUUUCGGGAUGCUCUUUCGGUCGUCUCUGAAAAGAACGAUCUCCUCGACAGCUUCAUUGAGAAAAUCCAAGUCGAUGUCGAAGAUGGCAACAGCAUUGUUGGCAGGUUGCAGGAGGCUGCGCACGAUUUCUGGAAGCGAACGGAGCUGCUUUUUGGGCUCUUGGCAAAUUAG